GGGGGGGGGCUGUGUCCUGGCAUGUGACGAGGAGGAGGAGAGGGGGCAGUGAGGUAAAGCAAAGCAGAGCAAGGCAAAGCCUGGAGCGAGGAGCGGGUCGGGGAGGGAUUAUCAGUCGACUCCACUGAUCUGCAUGUGAUAUGGAAGCCAGCAGAAGUGUCCACGCUGCCUUUCUCUCCCGCGGCGCUCGGCGGUGUGUCGGUGCGGCCGCUCCGUGAAGGCCCGAGUCGCUCUCGGAAGUUUAUGUUAGCAGUCCGGGCUGUUAGCUUCCCGUCGCUAGCUCACUGCUGCUGGCUAGUUCACACAAGUUGUCAACAGCCGAUCGAUCCUGGACCCGGGGACCCGGGGACCGGGGGCUGUCUCUCGCCGCUCGCCCACUUGAGCCCACUGGCAGUUUCCCCCCGAAAACCCUUCUGUACCAGCAGCGCUACUGGCGGAGUGGAGCUAUGAUGGCAACGUGACAAGAGGGGAGCCGCUGAGUCAGCUUCAACAGGAACCAUGGAAGGGUUUCAGCAAGCUGCUACAGAGCAGCACGACGGGGUGAAUGGUUACUGUGAGCCCAAAUCCCCCCAGGACACCGCUGAUGUCCGGUGGACGUCACCGGAGGGAGAGUCCGGAGGUUCGGACAGCUGCGGGGGGACAAGUGUUUCGGAGCUGACAGACCUGCAAGAGUUGAAGGCCAGGGAAAGUGAGGACGAGGAGGAGAGGGAGGAGAAGGAGGUAGUGCCUGCCUCUAAAGGUCAGAAAGGGGACCAGAAGAAUAAAGAGAAAGAACAUCUGGAUCAGGAAGAGAACAAUCACAGCAAGAAAAAAAGCAGUGCAGCAUCCAGCUACACCGACCUGUCCCAUACCUCGUCACCCUCGCUGUCAGAGCAGCUGCGUCUCGGUCGCGAUGACAGCACAGGGGCUGGCAUCAGUGUGGAGUGUAAGGUCUGCGGGGACAAGGCCUCUGGCUUCCACUAUGGCGUGCACGCCUGUGAGGGUUGCAAGGGCUUUUUUCGGCGAACCGUGCGGAUGAAACUGGAAUAUGAUCGCUGUGAGCGUUCCUGCAAGAUUCAGAAGAAGAAUCGUAACAAGUGCCAAUAUUGUCGCUUCCAGAAGUGCCUGUCUUUGGGAAUGUCCCAUGAUGCAAUCCGAUAUGGACGUAUGCCUGAGUCGGAGAGGAAGAAGCUGGUGGCAGGCCUGCUCGCAGAGGAACAGCACCAUGGCAAACCAGGUGGCUCUGACCUGAAGACCCUGGCCAAACAAGUCAACACAGCCUACCUGAAGAACCUCAGUAUGACCAAGAAGAGGGCCCGCAGCAUCCUGAUGGGCAAAACCAGCAGCACCUCGCCAUUUGUAAUCUACGAUGUAGACACACUCUGGAAGGCAGAGAGUGGUUUGGUGUGGAGCCAGUUACUUCCAGGUGCGCCCCUGACAAAGGAGAUCGGGGUCCAUGUGUUCUACCGCUGCCAGUGUACGACAGUGGAGACCGUGCGAGAGCUCACCGAGUUUGCCAAGUCCAUUCCAGGGUUUGUGGACCUCUUCCUCAACGACCAGGUGACUUUACUGAAGUAUGGCGUGCACGAGGCCAUUUUUGCCAUGCUGCCGUCUCUCAUGAACAAAGAUGGACUGUUGGUGGCCAACGGCAAAGGCUUCGUUACCAGGGAGUUCCUGCGAAGCUUACGAAAGCCCUUCAGUGAGAUCAUGGAGCCCAAAUUUGAAUUUGCUGUCAAGUUUAAUGCUCUGGAGCUGGAUGACAGUGACCUGGCCCUGUUUGUUGCUGCCAUUAUUCUCUGCGGAGAUCGUCCUGGGCUAAUGAACGUGAAGCAGGUGGAGCAGAGUCAGGACAACAUUCUCCAGGCCCUGGACCUCCACCUCCAAGCGAACCACUCUGACUCCGUCUACCUCUUCCCCAAGCUCUUGCAGAAGAUGGCCGACCUCCGUCAGCUGGUUACUGAGAAUGCCCAGCUUGUCCAAAAGAUUAAAAAGACUGAGUCGGAGACCUCGCUCCACCCUUUACUACAGGAGAUCUACAAGGACAUGUAUUAGUGUUCCUCAGCACAGACUGCUUUCAGCAAUACUGUUACAGACUUAAUUUUACAUUUGAAAAUAAUACACUGCAUUCAGUACAAGCACUGUUCCACGUUCGGGCUUGGAUUUUAUCACGUGCAGAUGAGACAAAGUCAAGUGGUA
Molecule: messenger RNA, 2175 nt
Organism: Scophthalmus maximus (turbot)
Lineage: Eukaryota; Metazoa; Chordata; Actinopteri; Pleuronectiformes; Scophthalmidae
Gene: ppardb
Product: peroxisome proliferator-activated receptor delta b
Exons: 8
Coding region: 499-2031 (510 amino acids)
Biological process (GO): negative regulation of inflammatory response; cell differentiation; positive regulation of transcription by RNA polymerase II
Cellular component (GO): nucleus
Molecular function (GO): nuclear receptor activity; zinc ion binding; RNA polymerase II cis-regulatory region sequence-specific DNA binding
Source: RefSeq, a predicted model, not a curated record